CAUUUUCCAAGCAGAGUGAAUGAAAUUAAAAAAUCUGAACAGAAAGCCAAAAAUUGACGAAGAAGAAAUGAGCAGAGCCAUAAACUAAAACUAAAACAUUGCUCCACGUCACUACUCUUCUCCUCUCAUCAUCCAUGGCCAUGGCGGUUUCAGGGUUGAGAAGUGGCACUUUACCAUUGGUUCAUCAUCAUCAUCACCAUCAUCUUCGUUUCCCAUUCGCACCUCCUUCCUUCAUCAAGCUCAAUGUUCAUUCCAAGUCAAAGGGAUUCACUCUCUUCGCUCGCUAUGCUCAAACUCAGGACCUUUUCUCCUCUCGUCGAUUCCAAGAUAGUAUUGAAAAGCUGCCCAAGCUUGUGGAGGACAUUGUCCAGACAUCUGUGGACACAGGUCCUAGGGGUGUUCUUAGGUUGGCUCAAGGUGUUCAAGCCUUUCUUGGGGUUGGUCAAGAGUGGUUAACUGAUGUAUCAAAGUCAACAAAUUCAUCUGCUGGGUUACCGACAGAAUUGCAACUUGGUCUACUGUCCCCCUUUUAUUUGAGGAGGUUGUUUGAACGCCUUGGGGCAACCUACAUCAAAUUAGGACAGUUCAUAGCAUCCGCACCAACACUGUUUCCAGCUGAGUAUGUACAAGAGUUCCAGAAUUGCUUUGAUAGAGCUCCUCCGGUUCCUUUUGAGGAAAUUCAAUCCAUAUUGCGUAAGGAACUAGGAAAACCAAUAGAAAGUGUUUAUGAAUAUGUCGACCCAACACCCCUUGCUUCCGCUUCUAUAGCACAGGUAUAUUUGUACACCUAUCUAUCUCUUCCAAUAACUAUUAAACUUACUGUGGCUGCUAAUGCAAUUGCUGUAUAUUAUAUAAAGGUUCAUGGUGCAAGGCUAAAAGGCUCACAGGAGGAUGUGGUUAUAAAGGUCUUAAAACCAGGAAUAGAGGACAUAUUAGUUGCAGAUCUUAAUUUUGUUUAUGUUGUUGCUCGGUUAAUUGAGUUUUUGAAUCCUGAAAUAAGUCGGACAUCACUGGUUGGAAUUGUGAAAGACAUACGAGAAUCUAUGCUUGAAGAAGUUGACUUUUACAAGGAGGCUGCAAAUAUUGAGGCUUUCAGGAGAUACUUAGAAGCAACAGGACUCACUGGGCAAGCAACAGCCCCAAAAGUGUAUCAAUACUGCAGUACACGGCAAGUUUUAACCAUGCAAAGACUAUAUGGAGUUCCUCUUACUGACCUAGACUCUAUUAGGUCAUUAGUUACUAGCCCAGAAAGCAGCCUUAUAUCUGCUCUCAAUGUGUGGUUUGGAAGUUUGCUUGCAUGUGAAUCUUUUCAUGCAGACGUACAUGCUGGAAAUCUGUGGCUUCUACGUGAUGGCCGUAUUGGAUUUCUUGACUUCGGAAUUGUUGGUCGUAUAUCUCCCAAAACAUGGGCUGCUAUGGAAGUCUUCUUAGGAUCAAUUGCUAUUGAAGAUUAUGACUCGAUGGCAUCUUCCUUAAUUCAAAUGGGUGCUACAAGCAACAAUGUUAAUGCUAGUGCCUUUGCCAGAGAUUUGGAGAAAGUGUUCUCAUCAAUUAAGGAGUUGGACACUGAAAUAGUUAUAGCAGCUAGAAGUGGAACAGCGAGAAAUCCAGCUGCUAUCGCUGCUAAUGUAGUUGUUGAUGAGAGGCAGAUGAAUGCACUAUUUCUCGAUGUGGUUCGUGUUAGUGAAUCUUAUGGAUUAAAGUUUCCUCGAGAAUUUGCGCUGCUCCUAAAGCAACUCUUGUAUUUUGACCGGUACACACGGUUGUUGGCUCCCAAUUUGAACAUGCUUCAGGAUCAGAGGAUUUCUAUUGCUUCCAAUAAAAGAAGCAACUAUAGAGGAAAUUAAUAAUAAGUCAGUAUAUAAGAAUAUAAGAAAUAUAGAUGUACUUAAUUUUAGCUCAAAAGAUUUUAUCUAUAAUGUUACUUUUGUAUAUAUAUAAAUGAAAUACGCCAUUGUUGUAGUAAGCCUGACUUUGGAUGUUCCUAGAAUUAGUGAAGUCAACAUUCCUGAUU
This is a messenger RNA of Trifolium pratense (red clover), 2014 nucleotides long. RefSeq lists its product as uncharacterized. The transcript is spliced from 9 exons. The coding region runs from base 135 to 1847 and encodes 570 amino acids. The record is from RefSeq and is a predicted model, not a curated record. Gene Ontology annotation, cellular component: plastoglobule; plasma membrane. Lineage: Eukaryota; Viridiplantae; Streptophyta; Magnoliopsida; Fabales; Fabaceae.